Messenger RNA from Cylindrotheca closterium, 921 nucleotides. NCBI's taxonomy places the organism in Eukaryota, Bacillariophyta, Bacillariophyceae, Bacillariales, Bacillariaceae. The record is from the annotation of a GenBank genome assembly.
AUGAGCAUGAGUUCCGUAGACAACAGCGAAAGCAUGAACAACAAUACUGUAUCCAUUGAUGAGACCCUUGCCACCAUUGAGGUGAUGCGUCGCCAAGAAGAGAAUGCCUACACUGUAUCUGAUUAUCUUUCUCGAUUGCCUGCGAGUGUCACCGUGGAAGAUCCCCCCGUAGACGCGCAGUGCCGAGUGAUCAUGCAAAAGUGGGGUAAAGAGAUCGCUUCCUACUGUGGCUACAACACUGAGACUGUAGAUAUUGCCAUGAACUGCUUGGAUCGUUUCAUGUGCACCACAGAUGGCUUCUCCGUCCUCUUUGACCGCAGCCAAUAUCAGCUGGCUGUCAUGACAGCGCUUUACACGACUGUCAAAAUUCACGAACACGAAGCCAUGGAUCCUCAGCUGAUUGCAAACCUCAGCCAAGGCGCACAUAGUCCACAAGCUGUCGAAGCAAUGGAAGUGCGAAUGCUCCGUGCCCUCGAAUGGAGAAUGAACCCACCCACUCCCAUGUCCUUUGUUUCCAAGAUUCUCGAUCUUGUUCCAGUUCACCUUAUGGACGGAGACGAGCGUCAAGCCAUCAUGGACUUGACCAAGUUUCAGCUCGAACUGGCCAUGGAAACUUAUCAAUUCUCCAUUCUAUCAGCCUCUUCGAUUGGUAUUGCGUCUCUCCUCAAUGCAGUGGAAUCCGUGUCUACCAACGCGGCCUUUGUCAAGGACUUUGAUCAAUCGGUCUGCCGAUUGGCCAAUGUCGACGCGACAGAACUUCGGGCUGUCCGCAUCAAUUUGUAUGAAUCCAUCAAUGGUGUGGAACCAAUGGACAUGCAUUUCACUGCGGAUGAUGUCGAAGACGAUACUGUCAAUGACACUGCCAAAUUCUCGGAAACUAACCACGAAGUCGGUACUUCUCCAAGAUCUGUCAGCAUAUGA